Molecule: messenger RNA, 561 nt
Organism: Recurvomyces mirabilis
Lineage: Eukaryota; Fungi; Ascomycota; Dothideomycetes; Mycosphaerellales; Teratosphaeriaceae
Gene: RPL11
Product: 60S ribosomal protein L11
Exons: 4
Coding region: 1-561 (186 amino acids)
Biological process (GO): translation
Cellular component (GO): cytosolic large ribosomal subunit; ribosome
Molecular function (GO): structural constituent of ribosome; RNA binding
Source: RefSeq, a predicted model, not a curated record
AUGGCAAAGGGACAAUCCUCAACACAGCAGACCGAGGGUAGCGGCAAGGACAAGAGCGGCAACCCCAUGCGCGAGCUUCGCAUUCAGAAGCUGGUCCUCAAUAUCUCCGUCGGCGAGUCUGGUGAUAGAUUGACAAGAGCGGCAAAGGUGUUGGAGCAGUUGAGCGGUCAGACACCAGUCUACAGCAAGGCUCGCUACACCGUCCGUACUUUCGGUAUCCGUCGUAACGAGAAGAUCUCCGUCCACGUCACCGUCCGUGGCCCCAAGGCCGAGGAGAUUCUGGAGCGUGGCCUCAAGGUCAAGGAGUAUGAGUUGAGGAAGCGCAACUUCUCCGAGACUGGCAAUUUCGGCUUCGGCAUCUCUGAGCACAUCGAUCUCGGCAUCAAGUACGACCCUGCGAUUGGUAUCUACGGCAUGGACUUCUACUGCUGCAUGACCCGACCAGGUGAGCGUGUCGCCAAGCGCCGCCGCUGCCAAACCAAGAUUGGCUCCUCGCACAAGAUCGAUCAACAAGAGACCGUCAAGUGGUUCAAGAACAGGUUCGAGGGUAUUGUGAGGUAA